Molecule: messenger RNA, 457 nt
Organism: Musca domestica (house fly)
Lineage: Eukaryota; Metazoa; Arthropoda; Insecta; Diptera; Muscidae
Product: odorant receptor 67d-like
Exons: 2
Coding region: 89-418 (109 amino acids)
Biological process (GO): detection of chemical stimulus involved in sensory perception of smell; sensory perception of smell
Cellular component (GO): plasma membrane
Molecular function (GO): olfactory receptor activity; odorant binding
Source: RefSeq, a predicted model, not a curated record
UUUAAGGUUUCUCAAAACUACCCAAGAGACUUAUUAUUGGGUAAUUUUGGUCCAGAUCAGCACCUAUUCUGUUGGCAUAGUCUGCUCGAUGUUUUGUAUCUUUUUGGGAACUUGGCCUGGUGGAUACAUCUACUUGCUGUACUGUUUUGUUAUGAUGUAUGUGUACUGUGGCGUUGGAACAAUGGUUAAUAUAGCAAAUGAUGGUUUCAUCGAAGCCUGCUACGAAGAUAUACUUUGGUAUAAACUCACCGCAUCAGAUCGAAAAUCGUUACUGAUUAUGUUGAUAUUGUGUCAAAAUACUAGUGGCUUAACAAUUGGAUCGGUGCUACCCCUGUCCAUGAACACCGGUUUAAGAGUAACCAAAACGAUAUAUUCGAUUGCAAUGAUGUUGAUAAGAUUUUUGGACAAGGAGGAUUAAAUAUAUAGUCACUCUUCUUGGAAAUAACGCCAAGAGGCA